Messenger RNA from Nylanderia fulva, 496 nucleotides. RefSeq names its product ribosomal protein S20 (gene RpS20). The record is from RefSeq and is a predicted model, not a curated record. Gene Ontology annotation, cellular component: small ribosomal subunit; ribosome. Gene Ontology annotation, biological process: translation. Gene Ontology annotation, molecular function: structural constituent of ribosome. NCBI's taxonomy places the organism in Eukaryota, Metazoa, Arthropoda, Insecta, Hymenoptera, Formicidae.
UCGGGACUUCUCUUGUGUUAGACACGUGAAUGUUUUAGCGUGCUGGUUCAGCGCUGAUCAGUUUUAUUCGAAUACAAAUUGGUUAUCUCGACCAGGACGAGAAUUCAAUCAUGGCUACCACCAAGGUGGAUAAUCCUGAAAAGCCAGGGCAGGAAGUCACUCCCAUUCAUCGCAUUAGAAUUACACUUACAUCUCGCAAUGUUCGUUCCCUCGAGAAAGUGUGUGCUGAAUUAAUCAAUGGAGCUAAGAAGCAGAAGUUGAAGGUUAAGGGACCUGUUCGCAUGCCGACAAAGAUUUUGAGAAUAACCACUCGCAAAACACCUUGCGGCGAGGGUUCAAAGACAUGGGAUCGUUUCCAGAUGCGAAUACACAAGAGAGUCAUUGAUUUGUAUUCGCCAUCAGAAAUUGUGAAACAAAUCACAAGCAUUUCAAUCGAGCCUGGUGUAGAGGUGGAAGUGACGAUUGCCAAUGAAUAAACAAUGACAUUAAAACUGUA